Messenger RNA from Stegodyphus dumicola, 1548 nucleotides. RefSeq names its product tropomyosin-like. NCBI's taxonomy places the organism in Eukaryota, Metazoa, Arthropoda, Arachnida, Araneae, Eresidae. The record is from RefSeq and is a predicted model, not a curated record.
ACGCCCUUUUUGGCUUGCUUAUCGUGUCAUCCGCGAUUCUGUGUCAUAUUUGUAUUUCCGCCGUUGGUUUCUUGUAUAUUUUCUAAAUUUUCCAACUACAAAAUUUGAAAAGAUGACUAGCAUUCAGCAAGGAACACUUCUCGAAGUUUUAAAGAAAAAAAUGCGCAGUAUGAAAGAAGAACUAGAAGUGGCCAAAGAAGCCGCAGACGAAGCUCAGGCACGCCUUCAGGAGGAAAUUCGCCGUCGCGAAGAGGCUGAAAGUGAAGUAGCAGCUUUAAAUAGGAGAAUUCAGUUGCUAGAGGAAGACCUAGAACGCUCUGAGGAAAGAUUGAAAAUUGCAACACAAAAAUUAGAGGAAGCAUCUCAGGCUGCAGAUGAAAGUGAACGCAUUCGUAAAGCACUGGAAAAUCGCACAAAUAUGGAAGAUGAUAGAAUAUCUCUUCUUGAAACUCAGUUAGGUCAGGCAAGAUUGAUUGCUGAAGAAUCUGAUAAAAAAUAUGAAGAGAUGGCACGUCGUAUUGCUAUGUUGGAAGCAGAUUUGGAACGCGCAGAAGAAAGAGCAUCAAUAGGUGAAAGUAAAAUUGUUGAAUUAGAAGAAGAAUUAAGAGUCGUUGGCAAUAAUAUGAAGUCCCUUGAAGUUAGUGAAGAAAAAGCAAUGCAAAAAGAAGAGGCAUAUGACAUUACAAUUCGCCAGUUGUCACAAAGGCUUCAGGAGGCUGAAGCUCGGGCAGAGUUUGCUGAAAGAUCUGUACAAAAGCUUCAGAAAGAAGUUGAUCGAUUGGAAGAUGAAAUCCUUGCUGAGCGAGAAAAAAACCACCUGCUGCAGGAGGAAGUCGAGAGUACAUUGAAAGAUAUCCAAUCUAUAUGAUCUACUCAUCAAAUAUAAAAUCUAGUAAGCUGCCUCCAGUGGAAAAUUGUAUGGCACUUACAGGAUGUUAUUGCCAACAUAUGUUUUUGCCUUUAUAUAAAAUUUCCUAUUUCUUUCUGUUAGAAUGAAAAAGAAAAAGAAAAAAAAAAAAAAAAAAAAAAACCUACCAAAAAUCAUGCUUAGUUUUGUGAUAUUUUUCUGUAUGUUUUUUAACAUCAAUACUUUUAAGCGCUAUUAACAAUUUUUAUAUUUACAAGAUUUGACAUUGUUUUAUAGCUGCCUGUUUUCCAAGAUUUUUUAAAAAGACUCUAGAAAAAUUAUAACUGUUAAAACUCAUGCCACGAGGUCUGAACUUCAUGUAAUAAAUGUUGGUGGUGGAGCACAUGCUGGGAGGAAUUUUUCUCUCUCUUUCUAUUAAUUGUAUGGUUCAGGCUUGCUGGAAUUAAUUCAUAUGAGAAGAAGGAAAACAAAACUUAAUGAAGAGCUGUUAGCUUUGUGCACAUCAUUCAAGUUUGAACUUUUGACAUCACCUUAAAAGAAUUUGUAUCUGCAUUUUGAUGGUACAAUCAGAAGGUUGUGCAUUGUAUGUUAUUUUUUAUUCAGCAAAACAUGCUAAAUCAGAAAAGUUGCUGAAAUCAUGUAUUUCAAUUGGCUGCCAAUAAAAUCAAUGUAGAUUAUUA